AUGGCGGCCGGUGGUAUUGCUCCUGGUUUAGCCACCGGAAAAGCUUAUCCGGGAAGACUGACCGCAUAUGUCUUCAUGGCUUGCAUGAUCGCCGGAAUGGGUGGUCUUAUUUUCGGUUACGAUAUCGGUAUUUCUGGUGGUGUGACAUCCAUGGAUUCUUUCUUGAAGGAAUUCUUUCCUCAUGUUUAUGAGAAGGAAAAGAGCACGGCUGUAUCAGUUGAUCAGUAUUGUAAAUUUGAUAGUCAUACGUUGACUUUGUUCACUUCUUCUCUUUACUUGGCGGCACUUGUCGCGUCCCUUACGGCCUCGACGGUUACCAGGAGAAUGGGUCGGAAGUUUUCCAUGCAAUUGGGAGGAAUACUAUUCUUAAUUGGUGCUGUUAUCAAUGGUUUGGCUAUUAGAAUAUGGAUGCUUAUUGUUGGUCGUAUUUUACUUGGUCUUGGUAUUGGUUUUGCCAAUCAGUCUGUGCCAUUAUACCUGUCGGAAAUGGCGCCAUACAAGUCUAGGGGGGCGUUGAACACUGUUUUUCAACUGUCGAUCACGGUUGGUAUUUUGAUCGCCAACGUUCUCAACUACUUCUUUGCACAAAUCAAGGGCGGUUGGGGAUGGAGGUUGAGUCUCGGAGGUGCGGUGUUCCCGGCUUUGAUAAUCAUCCUCGGAUCGUGUUGCCUACCCGAAACAGCCAACUCCAUGAUCGAGCGUGGACAAUUAGAUCAGGCUAGAGUCCAGCUCAGAAGAAUCCGAGGUGUGGAUAAUGUGGACGAUGAAUUCAAUGACCUAGUGGCUGCUAGUGAAGCUUCCAAGAAGGUGCACCAUCCAUGGGCGAAUCUUCUAAAGCGGAAAUAUAGACCUCAUCUUGUCGUGGCCAUCCUCAUUCCUACUUUCCAACAACUUACCGGAAUCAAUGUCUACAUGUUUUACGCGCCUGUUUUGUUCAAGACAAUCGGAUUCGGAAGCAACGCCUCCCUCAUGUCGGCGGUUAUCACUGGAGGAGUAAAUGUCGUCGCUACCCUUGUUUCGGUUUAUGGUGUCGAUAAGUGGGGACGAAGAUUCUUGUUCCUCGAAGGUGGUGUACAAAUGCUUAUUUGUCAGAUCAUUGUCUCGGCUUGUAUCGGAUUGAAGUUUGGAUUCGACGGAAACCCCGGUGUACUAGAGAAAUGGUACGCCGUAGUGGUGGUUCUCUUCAUUUGCAUCUACGUCGCAGCUUAUGCAUGGUCUUGGGGUCCACUCGGUUGGCUAGUUCCAAGUGAGAUCUUUCCACUCGAGAUUAGGUCAGCGGCUCAAAGUCUCAAUGUUUCGCUCAACAUGUUUUUCACCUUCGUCAUUGCUCAAAUAUUCCUAAGUCUAUUGUGUCGCAUCAAGUUCUUGCUCUUCAUUGUCUUUGCGGUUAUCGUGUUGAUUAUGACCGUUUGGGUAUACUACUUCAUUCCCGAGACCAAGAACAUACCUAUUGAGGAGAUGCCCAUUGUGUGGAGGAACCAUUGGUACUGGAAACAAUUCAUGACGGAGGAAGUUGCUAAAACUGGUGAACCGAAUGCUUCGGAGAUUGAGAUGUAUGAUCCUGUCAAAUACACUUGA
Messenger RNA from Impatiens glandulifera, 1578 nucleotides. Its product is annotated as sugar carrier protein C-like. Gene Ontology annotation, biological process: monosaccharide transmembrane transport. Bases 1 to 1578 code for a protein of 525 amino acids. Gene Ontology annotation, molecular function: monosaccharide transmembrane transporter activity. The transcript has 3 exons. Lineage: Eukaryota; Viridiplantae; Streptophyta; Magnoliopsida; Ericales; Balsaminaceae. Gene Ontology annotation, cellular component: membrane. The record is from RefSeq and is a predicted model, not a curated record.